Morus notabilis is the source of this 550-nucleotide messenger RNA. Its product is annotated as UDP-glycosyltransferase 86A1-like. The annotation marks the transcript as partial. Lineage: Eukaryota; Viridiplantae; Streptophyta; Magnoliopsida; Rosales; Moraceae. The transcript has a single exon. The record is from RefSeq and is a predicted model, not a curated record.
CCAAUUUUUUCCAUGGAGAAGGAGAAAAACCAUUCAAAGCCUCAUGCUAUAAUGUUUCCCCUCACUUACCAAGGCCAUGUGACCCCAUCUAUCCAUCUAGCCAUGAAACUAGCAUCAAAGGGCUUCGCAAUCACCUUUGUCAACACAGAAUUCAUCCACCACCAAUUAACCAAAUCACAACCCAAUAGCACCUCCGCCGCUGCCAUCGAAGACGACAUCUUCACCGGAGCCCGUGAGUCGGGCCUUGACAUACGCUACAAGACGAUGACCGACGGUUUUCCAUUGGAUUUCAACAGAAUUUUAAAUCCGCAAUUCGUUGCGCUAAACUUUCUAAGCCUCCCUGUCCAUGUGGAUGAGCUUGUUGGAAAUUUAGUUAAUUCUGAUCCAUCAAUUUCUUGCUUAAUUGCGGAUACUUUCUACACAUGGGCAUCACAUAUAGCCCACAAGUAUAAGCUUGUCAACAUUUCUUUUUGGACCCAACCGGCUUUGGUGUUCAACAUAUACUACCACAUGGAACUCCUCAUUACUAAUAGUCAUUUUCCUCCACAAG